CCGGCGGAGCCUGGAGGGAGUUCCCUUUCCCUUUAAAUGCAAAUCCCGGGCUGUGCGGACGGUGUCCGGCGGGCUCGGGGUGUCCAUCGGCUCCCGGAGGCCGGAGCGGGCCUGGCGCAGGGAAGGAGCCUCCACGCGCCGUGUCCGUGGCACGCAGGGUCCCGGUCCCGCAGCCCCCGCAGCCCCCGCAGCCCCCGCAGCCGCGGCCAUGGAGGAGCGGAGGAAGAAGCGGAGCCCCCAGAGCUGCCUGGCCCAGCCGCUGCCCGCCGGGGCCCCGCGGCCGCUGCCCCCGAGCAAGAGCACGUCCUUCGCGCUGCCGCUGCCCGCGCUGCCCUCGCCCCGGCAGCGGCCGCGGCCCCGCCGGGCGAGCAAGGAGCGGGCGCGGGCGGGCGCGGGGGCGUCCCGGGGGGCCCCGCUCCAGCACAGCUUCCUCACGGACGUGUCCGACGUGUGCGAGAUGGAGCGGGGGCUGCUCAGCCUCCUCAGCGACUUCCACUCGGGAAAGCUGCAGGCGUUCGGGAAGGAGUGCUCCUUCGAGCAGCUGGAGCACGUGCGGGAGAUGCAGGAGAAGCUGGCGCGGCUCCACUUCGGCCUGGACGUGUGCGUGGAGGAGCUGCCCGAGGAGCAGAAGAAGGCGGCGGCCGACAGGAACCUGGACCAGCUGCUGGCACACCUGGAAGAGCUCAGCAGCUCCAUACAGAAGCUACACCUGGCCGAGAGCUCGGACCCCGAGGACGCGGCGCCCUGACCCCGUCCCCGUCCCCGUCCCCGUCCCCGCCAUCCCCGGGCCCCGGAACCGGGCCCGGCCGGGCCCCCCCCGCCAUGGCGGCGGCGG
Messenger RNA from Vidua chalybeata, 835 nucleotides. It is a transcript of the gene CCDC28B, whose product is annotated as coiled-coil domain containing 28B. The coding region runs from base 209 to 748 and encodes 179 amino acids. Lineage: Eukaryota; Metazoa; Chordata; Aves; Passeriformes; Viduidae. The record is from RefSeq and is a predicted model, not a curated record. The transcript has 6 exons.